AUCUUGCGGUGUUAUACUGUUUAAAGGUAAUCGAGGGCAUUUAAAGUUAUAACUUAAUAUGGUCGAUUUCAGCGCAGGUAUUGCAAUUUGACUAGCGCUUCAGUUAUUUUAUGUCUUUAACGUGAUCGAAUACUCUACGUUUCAAACGGAACUUCUCACUAUUACUGGUUGUCUCACGUGAUGACAGUUGCAUAGAUGCGUAUGGAUGAAUAAGGAACAGCGUUGGUUACAGUACUGGCAUUACUAUCAAUACAUUUUGGAACAGACUCUAUACACUCAUUCCCGCACGAUUAAACGAAAUGUUGAGGUUAUGAUGAAUCACUACGUUAUAAUACAGUAAUUUCUAUAAUAUAGAUACUUUAAAAUGAAAUACAACUUAACUGGAUGUCAUCAUUACCUAAAAGGAUUUUAGUGAAGAAAUUUUCUUCAACAAUACCAAGAUGAAUGACAGAUUGAGCAACAAUCACUUUAUCCUUUAUUAUCUAUACAAAAAUACAUUUGUAUAAUGGGAACAGGAAAAGACACUGUAAAGACAAAACGAAAUCUGUCUACAAUGCUGAGGUCACAACUACCAAAAGAUUUUGGCACAUCCCAUUGUACAAGAUUUUUGAAACGACCGAGAGAACUUGAUGUCCAGGUGGAGAAAGUAAUUUCUGAAUUGUUUAAUAAGCGAUUCUCAAUUGUCAACAAUGGCCAGUUUACAAUACCUAAACCGGAAUACAUGUUUAUGGAAAAACCUUGGAAAACUGAGGCAUUACAACAAUUAAAAGAAGAAUUGAAUGAAACAAAAAGUCGAUUGAAUGAUUACAAUCUAUUGGAAUGGCAUCGGCACACUGGCCAGAGAAAUCAAGCUGGAGAUGUCCAUUGGAAACUACGUAUGCAUAUUGAUCCUGAGUUUUUGACUCAAGCUUGGUGUAAAUUCUAUGAGAACGUCUCAUCCUUUCCUUUGGUACCAGAGCAGGCAAUAGCAGAUAGAAAAUUCACAUCUGUGCAUUUGUGCGAAGCGCCAGGUGCCUUUGUGACAUCAUUAAAUCAUUGGUUAAAGAGUAACCAACCUGCAGUGGAAUGGGACUGGAUAGCCACAACAUUGAAUCCUUACUAUGAAGGGAAUCCUCUAUCUCGUAUGAUUACUGAUGAUCGAUUCAUUCUCCACACUUUGGACCACUGGUGCUUUGGAGCAGAUAACACGGGUAACUUAAUGGACAUCAAUAAUUUGGAUAAUCUAGUAGAAAUGACAAAGAGUAAAGAUAAAAUAAUGCUGGUGACAGCCGACGGUAGUAUAGACUGUCUGGACACACCUGGAGAACAAGAAACAGUAGUGUCACAUCUUCACUAUUGCGAAACCGUCGCAGCCAUUCACAUUCUCCAGAAAGGUGGUAGCUUUCUCUUAAAAAUAUUCACAAUAUUUGAACACACCUCAGUCUGUCUGACCUAUCUGCUCUGCUGUCUAUUUGAUAGAGUAUUCAUAAAUAAACCAGUUACAAGCAAAGAAGGCAAUUCCGAAGUGUAUAUGAUAUGUCUGGGUUUCAAGGGACCAGAGUAUGCCGCACCCUACCUAAACAUUCUUCGAAAGCAUUAUACAUUUAAAUCAGACAUGGCUAUGUUCAGAAGAAAUGACAUCCCAGACACUAUUAUAAAACAAAUAUUUGAGUGUGGUAAAUUUUUCAUGGAUCAUCAGUGCAAAGUCAUUUCCAAUAAUAUAAGCUCAUUUAAUUCCAGUGUCAAUGACACUAAACCAGACUUCACAUUAAGACAUAUAAGGCGUGCUGUGGCAUUACAUUUUCUUCAAGAAUAUAACCUAAGAAAACUGGAUUCAGAGGAAGAGGAAAUAGUUGGAAAGACCAAAUUGGCGCGUACUAACUGUAUGAACUUCGACGCAAAGAAACAAUACUUUUCUUACAACGAACGUCUAAAGAGAAAAGAUUUAGAGCCAAAAAGUAGAUUAAUGGCGUUUGCAGAGGAUCUGCACUUCACAGAAGUGCCAAUAUCGUCACGCUGGAUUCAACGACCUGAGACACUCGGUGUAUUAUCUAUUCGCAUGGGAAAACCAUUUCGUAAAAUACAGAGCUCAAAAUACUGUGCUGGCGAGAUACUGAAAGUGCUUAAUGCAACAUUCGAGAUUGCUGAAACUUUGCAGUUGCAGUUGCGUCUUCCGACUGAGAAGAGUGUGCAAGAAUUUUGUGAAAAACCAAAUAACGAAUACAGUAAAAAUAUUUUGCAUUUCCAAUAUACGAAUACCGAAAAUGGUAUAAACGAUUUAGUUGCAAAAAUACGAGAGAAAGUGUUAAAAUUGCCAAAGGGAGAAAGUCUAGUGUUAAUAGGCUACUGUUUAUUAACGCAGUUUUAUGUGGGCCUUCUCUACGUAAUAUCCCAUAAUUUUGAAUACCUAGAGUUCAUGAUUGAUCCUAAAUUGGGAUGUGUGAUUAUAUUAAAAUCUAACUUGGCCAUGGACAAUGUCCUGGAAAAAUUGAAAGAGAUUAGCCUAGCCACAGAGACUGCCAAAGAUAAUGGCAACACUGUCUUGUCUGUGCUGCCUGUAACAGAAUUAUGCGGGGCGGCUCUGUAUCCCUACCUUAUGCAAAUUAAUCAUUGGCUUGUCAAGUAUUGCAUUGACUACGUUGCUGAAAUGGUCAAAGACAAUAUGGAUAAUUGAAACAGAAGAGAUACAGAUAUACAACGUAAAAAACUUUAUGCAAAAUGAAUGAACAUAUUGUAAAAUGACAUUAUUUAAUAACUUUAUUUUAAUAAUAUUGUAAAGAUCCCACGUGUUCUACAUAAAACAAUAUCACAUGAGCCAAAUGAUAAAAAUUAUUUUGUUCUUUAUAAAAUAAUAGAAAUCUACUAUCAUGAAAACUCGACAGAAUCAUCAAGAUAAGGUCGAAAUGGUUAAUGCAUUGAGCAUUGACCGAAUUACCGUAUAAGUCCAUAUAAA
This is a messenger RNA of Cephus cinctus (wheat stem sawfly), 2932 nucleotides long. RefSeq names its product NADPH:adrenodoxin oxidoreductase, mitochondrial. Gene Ontology annotation, cellular component: nucleus; cytoplasm; mitochondrion. Gene Ontology annotation, molecular function: methyltransferase cap1 activity. Gene Ontology annotation, biological process: 7-methylguanosine mRNA capping; ubiquinone biosynthetic process. The transcript has 5 exons. NCBI's taxonomy places the organism in Eukaryota, Metazoa, Arthropoda, Insecta, Hymenoptera, Cephidae. The record is from RefSeq and is a predicted model, not a curated record. Bases 506 to 2653 code for a protein of 715 amino acids.